Molecule: messenger RNA, 2118 nt
Organism: Micropterus salmoides (largemouth bass)
Lineage: Eukaryota; Metazoa; Chordata; Actinopteri; Centrarchiformes; Centrarchidae
Gene: pold2
Product: polymerase (DNA directed), delta 2, regulatory subunit
Exons: 10
Coding region: 169-1584 (471 amino acids)
Biological process (GO): DNA strand elongation involved in DNA replication; DNA replication
Cellular component (GO): delta DNA polymerase complex
Molecular function (GO): DNA binding
Source: RefSeq, a predicted model, not a curated record
UCACGACCUUUUCAAUAGUGUUUUGCACGCUAAGUUAGGCUCAAAACGUUUGACUUUCAAGCCUGUUAAACCCACUUUAUAAGAUGUAAGUUAACUUGCACGGCAGUCAUUAAGUGUGUAUGUAACCAAGUGGAUACAUUUCUGGUAAACGCUCCUCUGCUACAAGACAUGUUCUCCGACCUGAGUGCCCAGAAGGAGGGCUCCUCUCUGCUCCGCCGCCCUGCCUCCGAGGACCAGGGCCCGGUGUUUGAGAGACUGUUGCUGGCCUACAGUCCCUGCUCCGAGCGCUACAAAGUCGGGGAGAGGAGUUUCAGUCGUCAGUAUGCUCAUAUUUACGCAGCACGACUCAUGCAGAUGAGGCCCUUGCUCUCAGAGAGAGCCCAGCAGAAGUGGGGAUCGGACGUGCUUAUCAGGAAGCUGUGUGAUCUUCAGACAGGGGAGCAAUGUUGCAUUGUGGGAACCUUGUUCAAGCGUAUGGACUUGCAGCCAUCUAUCCUGAGAGAGAUUAGUGAUGAGCACAACCUGCUGCCCCAGCCUGCACGAGCCAAAUACAUCAGUGAAACAGAUGAACUGAUUCUGGAGGAUGAGCUACAGAGGAUCAAACUUGAAGGCAAAAUUGACAGAGACAAGUGUGUCACAGGUAGUGUUAUUGCAAUAUAUGGAGCCGAAAGGAAUGAUGGGAAGUUCACAGUUGAGGAGUUUUGCAUGGCUGACCUUCCUCUGCAGACAACAAGACCCGUACUCAGCUCUGACAGGUUUGUGCUCCUGACCUCGGGACUUGGUCUCGGCAGUAGUCACGCCGACAGCAUGCUGGGGCUACAGCUGCUGGUUGACAUGGUAACAGGUCAACUCGGAGACCAGAGGGAGCAGAGUGGGGCAGCAACAAUUUCCAGGGUCCUGCUGGCUGGAAACCUCCUGAGCCAAAGCACCCAGGACAAGGACGCAUCAACGAAGCCCAAGUACCUCACCAAGAAGACUCAGGCCGGCAGCGUGGAGGCCAUUCGUCUGCUGGAUGAGUUGCUGCUUCAGCUGGUGGCAUCUGUUCCAGUAGAUGUAAUGCCGGGCCAGUAUGACCCCACCAACUACACCCUCCCACAGCAGCCUCUCCACCGCUGUAUGUUCCCCUUGUCCUCUGCGUACCCCACCUUACAGUUGGCCUCCAAUCCAUACAUGGCUAACAUUGAUGGCGUGAGGUUCCUGGGCACAUCAGGCCAGAAUGUCUGUGAUAUUCAGAAGUACAGCAGCUUGGACAGUCACCUGGAAAUACUGGAGGAAACGCUACGACUCCGACACCUGGCCCCUACGGCACCUGAUACUCUAGGUUGUUUCCCAUUUUACCAAAAAGACCCUUUCAUCUUGGAAGAGUGUCCCCACGUUUACUUCAGUGGCAAUGCCCCAACCUUUGAGUCCAAGCUCAUCAAAGGUCCCGAUGGCCAAGAAGUCCUUUUGGUUACUAUUCCAGAGUUCAGCAGCACCCAAAUAGCAUGCCUGGUUAAUUUACGUACUCUUGAAUGUGAGCCAGUCAGCUUCUCUGCCUUCUCCGCUGACGACGAUGAGGAAAGUGAGAUGAACAUCAGCCACUGAGGGUCCAUAUCCACAUACAGUACAUGAUGACACUUCUUGGACACUAUUGACGCAUAUUCAGACUGAUUUCUCCUGACCACAAACUAAUCACAUCAACGUUGGGCCAAGAAUUACAGUCCCUGAUGCUGUUCAGUAUCGUAAAGGUCAAUGAACUCCUGUUAACCAGAAAUCAGCGUUUACCGUGGUGCUAAAAAAAGAGAAGACAAGUGUUGUGUAGUAACAAGCCUUUAUUUGAAAAAUAACCCAGCUGUGUCUGAGGAAACAUGACAGAAGACUCUUUCCUUGUGACUCUGUUUCCAACUUUGAACAAAUGCAUUUUAAACCUUUAGUGACUGUUCAUAAUGUAAAAACAUUUCUGCCAUGGGUGGAGACGAGUGUACAUAAUACAACUCUGGGAAAUCUGACAUAUACAACCAGUUAACAGAUCAGAUAUUGAUAUAUCCCUGUGAUCACUCAGAUGAAGGUUAGUUUUAAAGUCACUGAAGUAAGGUGUAUGUUGGAAGUGUUUUCAAAAAAAAAAAAAAAAAAAAAAAA